CACCAUAGAUAACUCACCUUUGGAAAAUAAGCAACUCACUAGUGCACAGCGCCCCCUUCGUUUGUAGAUGACGUCUAAUUCAUGCGACAGUUUAUCACUCACUGGGACACAUGUUGGGUGCGUGUGAGUUGAGUUAGGUGAGUGAGGAUCUCGCCAACAUCAUUUCAGCAUUUGAUAAGAAACAAAUUCUGAGAAUUGUCUUGAAGGAGGAGUACGCACAAUGGCGAGUACACUGCAGUUUAAAACAAACUUUGCAGUUUCAAGCAAAAUCGAGCCAUUCUACAAAGGAGGAAAAGUUCAGAUCAGCAAAGACGAGAAGCACAUAUUUUGCACUUGUGGGACACGCAUUAAUGUGCUGGACAUUGCAACAGGGAAAAUUAUCCAUAGCAUUGAGCAGGAUGACCAAGAAGACAUUACAUCAUUCUCAUUAAGUUCUGAUGACGAGAUCCUAGUGACAGCCAGCCGGGCUCUUCUGCUGAAGCAGUGGGAUUGGAGGAAGGGCCAAUGCACACGCUCAUGGAGAGCCAUCCACAACGUCCCUGUGGCCAGCAUGGCCUUCGACUGCACAUCCACUCUCUUGGCCACAGGGGGAUGUGACGGUACCAUAAAGCUAUGGGACGUGUUGAAACAGUACUGCACACACAACCUGAAGGGCUCCUCUGGGGUGGUACACCUUGUGGAGUUCCACCCCGACAUCAGUCUGCUCCAGCUGUUCUCCUCCUCGGCCGACUGCACGAUCCGCAUAUGGAACCUGCGCACAAGCAAGUGCCUGUGUGUGCUGGAGAGCCACUUCAGUGCUGUCACCUCUCUGGCCUUCUCCCCUGACGGAAACACUUUAGUCAGUUCUGGAAGAGAUAAAAUCUGCACAGUGUGGGAUCUGGAGAAGAAGAAGCCGAAAAGGACCGUCCCUGUUUAUGAGGCUGUAGAGGGGGUCAUCCUGCUGCCAGAGGGUGAAGAUUACUCUGACAUCGGAGUGAAGAACGAAGGGCUGCACUUCAUAACGGCAGGCAGUAAAGGCGUGUUAAGAGUGUGGGAGGCCAGCUCGUCCCAGUGCGUCUUCACUCAGACUUUGCCCGCCGCGACGCCCUCUGUGCAGGACGGGGCCGAGGAUGACGGGCACCCACGCAGCCUCACCUACUGCCUGCCCAUGCCCGUCUCCGGGGGCCUGGCCAUGGUCACCGCCGAGCACAAUAUCCUGCUCUACCGGCUGCAUGCCCUCUGCGUGCAACAGCAGUUUGUUGGGUAUAAUGAUGACAUUCUGGACGUGAAGUUCCUGGGCAAAGAGGACUCCCACAUCGUGGUGGCCACCAACAGCUCACAGCUGAAGGUGUUUGAGCUGGCCACCAGCAGCUGCCAGAUCCUCUAUGGACACACAGACACAAUUUUGUCCCUGGAUGUGUUCAAGAAAGGAUUACUCUUUGUCAGCUGUGCUAAGGACAAAACUGUGCGAGUGUGGAGGAUGGACCCAGAGAGUGGAACGGUUCACUGCGUAGCUCAGGGUACCGGUCAUUCAGAUGCUGUGGGUUCUGUCUGCUGCUCCAGGCUGAAAAAGGCCUUCCUGGUGUCGGGCAGCCAGGACUGCACGCUGAAGCUGUGGGAGCUCCCCGAGCCGCUGCCCUCCGCUGACUCUGAACCCGCCCGCCUCACUGCACAGGUCACAGAGAAGGCACACGACAAGGACGUGAACAGUGUGUGCAUCUCCCCGAACGACAAGCUGAUGGCCUCGGGCUCCCAGGACCGCACGGCGAAGCUCUGGUCCCUGCCGGACUUCUCCCUGCUGGGGGUGUUCCGGGGCCACCGGCGGGGCGUCUGGUGCGUCCAGUUCUCCCCCAUGGAUCAGGUGCUGGCCAGCUCGUCGGCCGACGGCACCGUCAAGCUGUGGGGGCUGCAGGACUUCAGCUGCCUCAAGACGUUUGAAGGCCACGAUGCAUCUGUGCUGAAGAUGAUCUUUACCAGCCGUGGGACACAGAUACUGACUGGUGGUUCCGAUGGCCUGGUGAAGCUGUGGACCAUAAAGACCAACGAGUGUGUGAAGACGCUGGACGCCCACCAGGACAAAGUGUGGGGUCUCCACACCAGCAGCAAAGACUGCCUCAUGGUGACGGGCUCUGCAGACUCCAACAUCAUCGUCUGGAAGGAUGUGACCGAGGAGGAACUGGCAGAAGAACAGGCCAAGGAGGAAGAUCAGAUCAUAAAGAAACAGGCAUUGUCCAACCUGCUGCAUGAGAAGAAGUACCUGAAAGCCCUGGGCCUGGCCAUCUCUCUGGACCAGCCACACACCGUGCUCCAGGUCAUCAAAGCAAUCCAACAGAGUGAAGAAAGCCAGCAGUUGAAGAAGACCGUACUGAAACUACGUCAAGAUCAGAAAGAGUCCCUGUUGCGCUUCUGCGCGGUGUGGAACACCAACGCCCGCAACUGUCUGCACGCGCAGGCCGUCAUCCAGGUGCUGCUGACACACCUCAGCCCGGAGGAGCUGCUGACGUUCCAGGGAGCACGCGCGCACCUGGAGGGCCUCAUCCCCUACACAGAGAGACACAUGCAGCGCAUCGGACGCCUGCUGCAGGCCUCCAUGUUCCUGGACUACAUGUGGCAGAAGAUGCGUCUCACCGGGGGAACAGUGAGAGGGGGACUGGACGAGGAGAUGGACACCACCCCCAUUCCUGGGUAUGAGCCUGUCUUUAUGAUCGACAAGACCCCUUCUGGGGGGGAGGACAAGGAUGGCAGGGCGUCACCAGAGCCAGAGGAGGAAGAGCAGGAAGACCCCGAGCACCAUGGUGAGGACAUCGAGGAGGAGGAAGAGGGCGCCUCGAAAAAAGCUGCCCUACGCACACACAAUGGUGUGAACGGCAGAAACGAUGCGCGGCCAACAGGCGGGGAGGGCAGCUCGGAGGAGGAAGACAGCGACGAGGAAGAGGGGCCUAGGGUUACCGUGAGCGAGCCGGCCGAGAGCAAGUCUGCAGCGAGUGCCCCAGAGGAGCCUGUGUACAUACAAACUGAAGUCAGGUGAUGGCUGGGAGUGGAAGCUCUCUCCUUCGCAUGCGAUCAUCUACAGACACUUUUCUAAUCUUCCCAUGGAAAGGGUGAGGAGACAGAACACACCAGUGGUACAUACCAACCGCAGGAGUGUUUCAUAAAGUAAUUGUGCAGUGCUAGGCUAGACCCCAAUUACAAGGUAGAGGGUUGAUACUCCCAUUCAAGGCAUUUAUGUGUCCCAGUUACUUGUCACAGCUCCAGUAGAGGGUAAAGUAAAUGCCAUGUCAUCAUCAUACGAGCAUAAAACUGUCAGGUGAGUUGGUUUUGCAAUCUAUUGAAAAGGACCAGCAUGACGAGAACUCUAGGGUGAAUGGAGGUUGAUUUUCAUGAACAGAGUUUUUGUUUGCCCUGGGAUUAAUGCCAGUGUCUGUGUCAUUUCCCUCAUGGAAAGCUUAGCACCGUAAAUAUACUUUUAAAAUCUUGAAUUGUGGACUUUUUUUAUGGAAUUAAUCACCCAUGUUUGAUUAUAAAAAAAAAAGAAACGUCACUUGUUAAAUAAUGUCUCACUUACACACCCACACACAUUCACAUUACAUGUUUGCUGUUUGAUCGUUUAAAUCCAACCUGUUUUUCCACCUUUGCCAAAAUACUCAGUUAUGUAAAACAGUAAAAAAAAAGAAAUGGCAGGCCAUUGUUGCAUUCUUUUUUUUUAUAUAUAAAUAUACCUUAAGAUUUGAAGCAUUGUGUUGCUGAG
This is a messenger RNA of Clupea harengus (Atlantic herring), 3727 nucleotides long. RefSeq names its product transducin beta like 3 (gene tbl3). Lineage: Eukaryota; Metazoa; Chordata; Actinopteri; Clupeiformes; Clupeidae. Gene Ontology annotation, biological process: endonucleolytic cleavage to generate mature 5'-end of SSU-rRNA from (SSU-rRNA, 5.8S rRNA, LSU-rRNA); endonucleolytic cleavage in 5'-ETS of tricistronic rRNA transcript (SSU-rRNA, 5.8S rRNA, LSU-rRNA). Gene Ontology annotation, molecular function: protein binding; U3 snoRNA binding. The record is from RefSeq and is a predicted model, not a curated record. Gene Ontology annotation, cellular component: small-subunit processome; nucleolus; 90S preribosome.